Calypte anna (Anna's hummingbird) is the source of this 1869-nucleotide messenger RNA. It is a transcript of the gene INSC, whose product is annotated as INSC spindle orientation adaptor protein. Gene Ontology annotation, cellular component: apical cortex. Gene Ontology annotation, molecular function: cytoskeletal adaptor activity; protein binding. Lineage: Eukaryota; Metazoa; Chordata; Aves; Apodiformes; Trochilidae. The record is from RefSeq and is a predicted model, not a curated record. Gene Ontology annotation, biological process: establishment of mitotic spindle orientation; asymmetric cell division; apical protein localization.
AUGCCGGUUACUGAACGUCAGCUGAGGACCAUUCAGCAGAUGGAUGCAAAGUUGCUGGACUCCAGUGACUUGCUAGCUGUCAAUGAAAAAGAAGACAAUAGGUCAGAAUUUGCACAGAGAGCUGUGGUCAAUGGAGCUAAACCAGUUGGGGGCCAGUCACCAGUUGCUGGCUCAGUACUGGACCCACUCCUGUUUAACAUCUUUGUCAAUGAUCUGGAUGGGGGGAUAGAGUGCAACCUCAAUUCCAGCCUAUGGAGAAGGAAUAGGAGAAAUAUGGCUUUGAAGGGUGAGGACCACCUGGAUUCCCUUCCUUUACCUGUUCAGCGCAUGCAUUUAAUUCAGAUGGACUCUGUUCAGCGUUGGAUGGAAGAUUUGAAGCUGAUGACAGACUGUGAAUGCAUGUGUAUUCUCCAGUCCAAGCCAAUCAGCAUUGAGAAGGAUGAAGAAAAUGAGCUUCAUCUAACCUCACAAUAUAGCACAUGUGAUAACUUGCAGCUGCUAUUAAAAAGAGCUUGGAUAAUAAGCACAGAGCUGACCAGGAUUGCCCAAAAGCUGGAGAAGAACAGAUGGCAGAGAGUCCACAGCAUGACAGUGAGAGUCAACUGCCAUGUGCGUUCAAUGAUAAAUGAAUACAGUUCACUGACCAGGAAUUCUUCAGAAGAAAUGCACCAGUAUGAAAAGCUUUUAAUAGACAAGUGUUCUGAAUUUACAGCUUUCACAGAAAGGUGCAUACAAACUGAAGAUGAACAUAUACUGAAGUCCAUGAAGUCUUGUAUUAAUGAAACACUCACGACCAUUGCUCAGUAUUUUGGCCAGUUGAUAGAGCUGGUUUUAACACAUGAGGCACAGAACCUGCUGAGACAAAUAGAAUUGUCAGAUAGUGUGUACAUCACUGAGCCAGCAAUUAGCAGUUUAUUCAGCCUUACCCAGGAAGGUGCUCAUCUGUGCCGGAUCAUAGCUAAGGAAGGAGGUGUAGUUGCUCUUUUUAAGAUAUGUCGCCAGGAUUGUUUCAGGUGCCUUUAUCCCCAGACCUUGAGAACUUUGGCAUCCAUUUGCUGUGUAGAGGAAGGGAUGCAUCAGCUGGAGAAGGUUGAUGGGAUACUGUGCCUGGCUGACAUUCUUACUGAUAACACUCAUUCUGAAGCUACUCAUGCAGAAGCAGCAGCUGUAAUUGCCCAGAUCACAUCUCCACAUCUCACGUUCACUCAGCACCUCAGCAGCUUUCUGGAAAAUAUGGAAGAAAUCGUGACAGCACUUGUCAAACUGUGCCAAGAUGCCUCAUCUGGUGAAGUUUUCCUGCUGGCUUCAGCAGCUCUUGCCAAUAUUACUUUCUUUGAUACCAUGGCUUGUGAAAUACUGCUCCAGUUAAAUGCAACAAAGAUUCUUUUAUCAGCAUGUUCUGACAGACACGUAGUGGACACUCCAUAUUCCCGAGACCAGGUAGUCACAAUAUUGGCAAACAUGUCUGUCUUGGACCAGUCUGCCUCAGAAAUCAUUCGAGGAAAUGGUGUUCAACUUCUAUUGGAAAUGCUCUUUGAAAGAUCAUCCUCAGGCAAUUCAGCAGAAGUUGCUGCUUGUGAGCGAGUCCAACAGAAAUCUGCAGUUACACUGGCACGACUCAGCCGAGAUCCUGAAGUGGCAGAUGAAGCCAUAAAACUCAGCUGUAUUCCUCGGCUAAUUAAACUUUGCAGAUCACCAACUGAAAGAAAUAACAGUGAUUCUGUUUUAGUGGCAUGUCUGGCAGCCUUACGGAGAUUGGCAGUUAUGAGUCCUGAUGCACUUGAAGAAUCAGAUUUUCAGCAGCUUGUAAAGCCCAGGCUUGUGGAUUCCUUUCUGCUAUGCACAAAUAUGGAAGAGAGCUUUGUAUAA